This is a messenger RNA of Capsella rubella, 999 nucleotides long. RefSeq names its product protein RALF-like 4. The record is from RefSeq and is a predicted model, not a curated record. The transcript has a single exon. Lineage: Eukaryota; Viridiplantae; Streptophyta; Magnoliopsida; Brassicales; Brassicaceae. Bases 159 to 491 code for a protein of 110 amino acids.
AUCUCUCAUUUGUUCUUCUACACAAUCUCACAUACUUCUAUUUCUCCCUCUCCUUGUCACAAGGAAGGGCGUGGAAGAAACCAAAACUAAAACAAAAGAGUAAUAAUUUAUAACUCACUAUUAAUUCUUUAUAAAAAAAAAACAACAACAACAAAAAAAUGGGUGUCAAAAUGUUAUUGAUCUUCGGGCUCUUGAUCUUAGCUAUGGUAGCUAAAUCCGUGAAUGCGACCUAUCCAUUGACAAAAGCAUGCGUCAACGGGCAAGGCUGCAUCGGAGAGGACGAUGAGCUCGAGUCUCUGAUGGAUUCAGAGACAAACCGACGUCAGCUCGCAAGAGGACGUCGUUACAUUGGUUACGAUGCUCUCAAAAAGAACAAUGUGCCAUGCAAUAGACGUGGCCGAUCUUACUACGAUUGCAAGAAGAGAAAAAGGAACAAUCCUUACAGGCGUGGAUGCAGUGCCAUCACGCAUUGCUAUAGGUACGCUCGCUAAAAUGAAUAGAGAGAGAGGACGAAGCUUUGUUUCAUCUUACGUACGUACACGUUCGAUCUUCUUCAUUCUUGAUCGUUAAAUAUUUAAUUUCCACCACCUUUUUCUCUUAUUUUUUUUGUUUUCAUUCUUUAUUAACGUAUCCUAUGUUAUACGUAUGAUCUUAUAUUCUCUUUUUUUUUUGUUUCCUUUAAUUAUUUUAAAAUCAUCGUCAUCAUGAUGCAUAUAAGCUUUUGAUUCUAUUGGUAUAUCGCUUCUUUUCGUUUCCUUUUGUUGUUGUUCUUUAAUUUCGUUUCGUUCAUAUAAUUAAGUUCCGUUUCCUCUAUUAUAUACAUCAUGAUGUUUUUAGUAUUUUUACAAUUUAUACAUUUGUUUUAACGACCAAGGGGCCAAAUUGGACCUAGUUUUUUUUGUUCUUUUCUAUAUUGUAUUUUGUUUUAUCUCGAAACGAACGAGGCACGUCAAGCUUUGGUUACUUAAAGUUGAGACUGUUACUGAUCAUGGGAUCUAA